GAGCGGCAAGCCGCGAACUGCGUCGCGACGCCUCCGACUCGAGUCUCGACUCCCGAGGCGCAUCGUUGAUCGCAUCGAGCCGAUCGAGCAGUCGCGCGCGGACCGCGGAACGGAGAGUAUCUGCUUUUCUGCCCGCGCUUUCGCGGCCUCUCGUUCUGCUAUCCCUCGACCCGAAAGACGACAAGCGAGAGUUUUUAAUCUACGUACGACUGACCGAUGCCAGAAUAGAAAAAGCGAGGGUUCCUACGCUGCUCGAGAUCUUUGCUUGUUACACUCUCGCUCUCUUCGUGCCGUCUUUCUAUUAUUUUUUUUUAAUCGUUGAAUUGCCGUUUUUGCUUGCUUCGGUUUCGUUGCAAUUUCGUUUGAAAACAAAACUUGUUAACAAACAUGUGCCUGCGGGUAUUGCAUUCGUCUACAAAUCUGUGACUCUUUAUGUUGUAUUGAUGAAAAAUUGAUUAACCGCGUUUCUACCACGUCAGAAAGGAGUAUUAAGGGUAUGGGCAACGCAAAGUGAGCAGCAAGUGAGAUCAAGGAGAAAAGAAGAGAGAGAAACGUUAUCCGUUGUGUUAAUAAUACGCGAGGAACAAUCUGGACGGUUGUAAUAAAUUGCGACGCGGGACGGGAGGAAAACAAUCCAAUUUCGUACAAUUGGUGUGUGUGUCCACAUAGCCCAUGUACGCCAAAGACUGAAGAGACGAGCCGGUUAGCGUGUGGACCCUUACCAAGGUCCGUAGUUGAGACAGGCGAAGAGAAGAGAAGGGGGAAGGAGAAUAAGGAGAGGAACGAAAGAAGAAAAGAAAAGCAAAAUUUUACAAAAGGGGAUAACGAAAAUGGCGGUCGGGGACGGGCAGAUACUGGGGAACGAGGCGGUGGAUUCGCUGACGAUAAUAUCACCGAGUUCAAAACUGUUGAGUGGACCGGGUAACGGUGUUAUAUGCAACGCGAUACCGAAGCACAAUAACAACGGACUUAUGCCGAAUGGAAAACCGAUCGAAAUUGUUUCUAACGGCAAACCAGAGGCUGGUGAUAAAAAUUCAAAUGGCACAAACACCGUAGAAUUUUCUGACGAAGAUGUCAGCUGCGGAUGGGGAAGUCUCGUUACACCUAAGUGGAUGCAGUGCUUUGCUUCGAAACAAGCAUUCUUAGUCAUCUUUUGUAUCACCUGGGUCCUCCAGGGUAUGUAUUACACCUACUUCGUAUCUGUAAUAACGACAAUAGAGAAGUUGUUCCAAAUACAGUCGAAAACUACGGGUAUAAUAAUGUCUGCAACCGAGAUCGGGCAAAUCGGUUCGUCGCUUCUUCUGACCUAUUACGGGGGUCAAGGUCACCGGCCUAAAUGGAUAGCGUGGGGGAUGAUCUUGUUCGCUGUAAGUUCCUUCUCCUGUUCCAUGCCGCACUUCAUAUUCGGCGAUAAACUCAUGCGGCAAAAUGAAAUGCUUCACACGACCGGCCCCGUUCCACCAAACUUAUGCAAGCUUGAAGAACCAUGGGAUACAAACACGACGAGGGAUACCACGCCUGUGUUGCGGAAUCUGUCCUCAACUUACUGCAAGGAAGCUUUCUUAGAGGAACGGAGGAUACAGAGCAAAAUCACAACGAUAGUUUUGGCUAUAUUCUUCGUCUCUUUACUCGGUGUUGGAAUGGGCCAGACGGCCGUUUACACUCUUGGGAUUCCUUAUAUUGACGACAACGUUGCUAGCAGAGAGAGUCCUCUCUAUUUUGCAAUUACAAUCGGCGUGAGAAUACUCGGACCAGCUCUCGGUUUUAUACUUGGAUCGCUCUGCACAAUGUUGUACGCAGAUUUGUCCGUAACUCCGGAAAUUACGCCUUCAGAUCCUCGAUGGGUGGGUGCCUGGUGGCUCGGUCUGGUACUCGUUUCGGCGAUGCUACUGUUGGCCAGCGUCGCCAUGUUCGCAUUUCCUCGGCGUUUGCCAUCUAGCAAAGCACCGCUUCGGCGCGAUGAUGCGAACAAGCCGAGUCUCAAAGAUUUUCCAAAAGCCGUCAAAAGGUUACUCAAAAAUGAUAUACUCAUGUUUCGAACUGCGAGCAGCGUUCUGCACAUCUUGCCUAUCGCCGGCCUCUACACUUUUCUACCAAAGUAUCUGGAGAGCCAAUUCCGACUUCCAGCUCAUCAUGCUAACAUGAUUUCAGGAGUCGGAGGUAUCCUUGUAAUGGGCCUCGGUAUAGUGCUCAGUGGGGUAUUUAUUCUGAAAAUGAAACCCAAUGCCAGGCUAGUCGCUGCCUGGAUCGCCUUCACAGCUAUCGUCUAUGCCGUUGGCAUGGGGAUUUUGAUGUUCAUUGGAUGUCCGAUGGAUGAUUUUGCAGGGCUUGUGUUACAUCCUGAACAGAAAGUUGAAGAUAAGAACGUCUUCAGUAUGUCUAGUUUUGCGCUGACAUGUGAAACAGAUUGCGAAUGUGAUUACAACAAAUUUAGUCCGAUCUGUGGAUCCGAUGGUAAAACUUACUACUCGGCUUGUCACGCAGGCUGUUCCAACUACGUUGUUGAAAACGACAAGGUAGUUUCCUAUUCGGACUGUCAGUGUAUUGAUCAGAAUUCUACACACUCCGAUCCAUUGGACACUGCAACAAUUGGUUACUGCGAUUUAGACUGCAACAACUUCUGGGUCUAUAUGAUUCUAUUCUCAGUCUUUGUUUUCAUUCAUUCUACGAGUGAAGUUGGCUCCAUGCUACUGAUACUCCGAUGUGUCGACCCUAGGGACAAGGCCAUGGCUUUGGGGCUGAUACAAUUUGCAAUUGGCCUUUUCGGUAACGUUCCUUGCCCCAUAGUUUACGGUGCUGUUGUAGACUCGGCCUGUCUUGUGUGGGACGUUGCGUGCGGUGAACGCGGUGCCUGCUGGCUCUACGAUUCUAACAUAUUCCGAAUGUUUUAUCAUGGUACUACGGGCGGUAUUUUGCUCUGCGCAUUCAUUACUGACCUUGUGGUAUGGUACAAAGCAGGCAGUAUAAACUUUGCGGAUGAGAACGAGGAAGGAACGGCGGAGGAAAUGGUGAAUUUGAAGAGGUCGGAUCGACAACGGGCACCCGACAACGAUUACCUGUAAACGGAAAAAAAUCGACAAAGAAAAAUCCCUCCGGCGAGGCGAUGGAAGACACAAGGCAGAGAUUGCAUUUCUUGUUACUUUUUUUUAAUUACAUAUAUAUAUAUACAUGAAUCAAAGACAAAGGUGCUUAUAAAAUGGUAUUGUACUCGUCGUACGAUUCAUUUUCUACGUGAGAACUUGUGUUUUUAAACGUUGGAACUGCACUUCGGGUAGUCGAGUGAAUGACGGCCAACCGUUAUUUUCAUUUAAAUGAUAUAUUUGCAUCAAUCACGCCUAUCGACGGUUACUACAACGACAUUUUAACAACCUGUUAUACGAGUCUCAUUUGGUUUACUAAAAAGGAAAAAAAAAAAAAUGAAAGGAAGAAACGUAUCCAAACGAUAGAUCUUUAUUCGAGUACAUGAUAAUAUUAUGUACGAGAUCGCAUGUGUAUAGGUAAUGUUAUGUACUACUAUGAUGCUCAGCGCGGAAAAAAUGCCAUAUUUGUAAAUAAUUUUUAAACGCGUGCGUGGUGUUGACUGCCUACGACUGACGUGUUGUUUUCGAAUGAAAAUAGGAGAUACUACAGGCGUAAAACAGAAGACUAAAAAAAAAAAAAAUACAACAAACUAAUUAUUGAACUCAUGCAAAGGGGAUAUAUAUCUAUACGCAUAUUACACAUGAGAAGAUAUUUGGGAGUAAUUAUACCAAUUACAUCACACAUUUACUUCACACGGGUACGAAAAAAAAAAGUAAAAACAAAACUGACUGACUGAAAGUGCAGAAUCGAAGUAUAAAAGUAUGAGAGAGAGAAAAAGGAAAGAGAGUAAGAGUGAGCGAAAGAGAGCGCGAGAAUGUUAUACACCUGUUCUAGGAUUGAUUUAAUCUCAGUGGAUAUAGGUAGCUAUAACAAAUGCGUUUUGAGUAUUGCUAAGAGGAAUUUAUAUUUUGCUUGUUUAAUUUUGUUUAAUUUUUUUUUUUCAUGUCGUUUUCAAUCAUGUGUACCUAAGUUAUUGCGACUUUCGUGCCUAAUUGGGAUUAUGCUGGGUGCCGUAUUUUUACAUCGUAAUAUAUAUAUAUACGGUAAAAAUGUGAUACUGUGCAUUUUACAUUUGCAAUUUUGUACAAAAUGCAUUGCUAACGACUGAGUGGUUGACGCGCAUGCGCUAAAAUUCGAGAGCAAGAGCAUCUGUUUUGUCAAGGUGACCAACAUUUUUGACGUUACAUGCGUCGCGGCAACGUGUCAUCUGAAUAUAUAAAUAUUGGUCACCCUGUUAAAACAACUGUUCUUGCUUUCUAAUUUGCGCGCAUGCGAAUUAACCCAUUUGGUCGUCAGCAAUUCACUCUGUAUAUACAUACAAUAUGUAUACAUGCAUAUAUAUAUAAUUAUACAAAUUUUAAUUGUUUGAUGAUUGAGCUGAGCUCUGUAGUUACAAUUACGAUAAUUAUUUUUACAAGUAUUCUUACAGCACAUCAGCUGGAUUAGGAUCGCAAGGUUACCGUAUCAAAUAUUAUUGAUCCAUGCUCAGUUGAAGAGCAUCAUAUUUUUAUUUCUAUUGCCGUAUAUUUGUCUACGGCAUAUAGGAAGUUUUAGAUUGAUUGACACGUUCUGCUGUGAAGAAAGAAUCACAUUAAAUUUUAUCACUUCUCUUCCCGAUUGUUUAUAUUAUUUAUGUUAAUCGGGAUGCAGUGUUUUAGUAGUUCAAUUUUAUAUAUUUAACAAAAAAAAAAAUAUAUAUAUAUAUAUACAUAUAUACACACAUAAAUACAUAUACAUAUAUAUAUAUAUAUAUAUAUAUAUUUUUAUUAUAUUACUUUUACGUAUCGUAUGUACAUAGAAGAGAUGAGAGUUUAUUAUAUUGAUUAAAUUUAUAACCAUCCGAGGGGCGAUAUAGAAAUAGGUGAGGAGAGGAAGAGAGGUCUAGAAGUUACGAAUUCGUAAAAAAAUUAAAAUCAAAGAAAAGUCUUGACAAAAAAAGAAAAACAAAAAAAAACAAAAA
This is a messenger RNA of Neodiprion virginianus, 5041 nucleotides long. It is a transcript of the gene Oatp74D, whose product is annotated as solute carrier organic anion transporter family member 74D. Gene Ontology annotation, cellular component: membrane. The record is from RefSeq and is a predicted model, not a curated record. The transcript is spliced from 13 exons. Gene Ontology annotation, molecular function: protein binding. Gene Ontology annotation, biological process: sodium-independent organic anion transport; transmembrane transport. The coding region runs from base 831 to 3062 and encodes 743 amino acids. NCBI's taxonomy places the organism in Eukaryota, Metazoa, Arthropoda, Insecta, Hymenoptera, Diprionidae.